CAGCCAACUUCCAACUUUCAAUCCCAUCCAGCCCAUCUUCAGCCCACUCGUUUGGCCGAGCAACGAAGUAAAACCCUGGCCAUGACAUAGGAGGGUAAUAGCACACUACAUUCGCACGCUUUAACAGUCAUUCGUUCCAGAUACACAAUUAUAUACUUCCGUUAAUUAAUGAAUACUAAUUCCACCCUUGGCUUUUUUUAACCUCGCUUUUUACUUUCGUUUUCCUCUUUUAGGAUCCGAUCAUCUCGAUUCUCCAUCUCUUGAUCAUCCGCCCGGGCUCGGUCAGCUCUGACCAGUCAUCCACGACGUAUCCCUCCGUCGAAUAACUACUACUAUUGCUUGUAUAUCGUCGAUAUCAUUCGCUAUAACCUCCCGUGUCUCCGCUCCCAUCUCCGCCUCCCGUCCGCCUACCUCGUAGUCAUCCCGACGACCCGACGACAUCCCGAACUCCCAUAGUCGCCCGUCGCUGACAAGAUGGGCGGCUUCGGCGACUUCACCGACAUCUGCCACACGGCACCUCUGCCGCUGUGUCCAUCCGUCGGCCCCAUCACCUCCAUCUCCAGCGGCGUCGGGAUCGAGACCGACUGCUUUGCGCGAAAUAUCGAGCUGGCGAACACGAUCAUAUUCCAAGGCGCGUCGAGCUUCAUGCACAUCAUCGCCCUGGGCAUGACCGUGGUGAUGAUAUUGCAUAUCCGAGGGAAAUUUACCGCCGUCGGUCGCAAGGAGAUCUUAGCUUUCUUCUACUUCUACAUGCUGUUGUCGUUCUUCUCGCUUUUAGUCGACGCCGGUGUCGUACCCCCUGGCUCCGAUCCGUAUCCUUACUUCGUCUCCAUACAGGGCGGUCUCACGUCUGCGCUGGUCACCUGCUUGCUGAUCAACGGAUUUGUCGGCUUUCAACUCUACGAAGAUGGUACUCCCUUGUCGGUGUGGAUGCUCCGGGUCAGUUCGUUCGCUGCCUUUGUCGUCACGUUCCUGGUAUCGCUAGCUACAUUUAAAUCAUGGGCUGGAAUGGGCCCCGCAAAUACCGUUGGGCUAUUCACGGUGCUAUAUCUCCUCAACGGCGUGCAGCUCGUUAUUUACAUAGCCUUGCAAAUUCUGCUCGUUGUCCGGACUUUGGAGGACCGUUGGCCGUUGGGAGAUAUCGCUUUUGGUAUAUUCUUCUUCGUCGUGGGCCAGGUCAUCUUGUAUGUGUUUAGCUCCACGAUUUGCCAGGCCACAAGUCACUACGUGGACGGCUUGUUCUUUACGACUAUUUGCAACCUGCUCUCUACUAUGAUGGUUUAUAAGUAUUGGGAUUCGAUCACAAAAGAGGACCUCGAGUUUUCCGUCGGCACGCGGAUGAACAACUGGGAAGUGAAGGAACUCCUACCCGAAGAGGACCGCCGCACGACUGUGUACAUGGACGAAUCCUACGGCCAAAGCCCAUACGACCACUCUUCUUCGCCUUCGGGGAACCGAAUGUCCCGCUACUAGUUACCUGGGAUCGAGGAAUUCUCGGAGAGCGAGAAGGAAGAGAGCGAAAACGGGGAGAUCGUCUAUUACGAAGUGGUCUGAAAAGAUGGCGAGCAGGUUGCAUUUGCUAGGCGUCUCGGCUUUCUUGGGAGAAACUCAUACGUGGGGUUUUUUUUAUUGGACAAACAUAUUAAGCCUACUUCAGGUAUUUCAAUAUUAGGGUAUUAGCACCGACAGCGAUUGCUUUUUGGGAGAGGGGAGGGUUGGAGGAGCGAAGAGGAGAGGAGGGUGAAUAGGAUUAAGAGCCGUCGCGACAAAAGGUCGAUUAAUAGGUAUCUACGUUGUAUAUACUACACAAUUCACACGAAUAUAUGAAUGGAAUAAGAUUCGAUGA
Annulohypoxylon maeteangense is the source of this 1846-nucleotide messenger RNA. Its product is annotated as chitin synthase export chaperone. Gene Ontology annotation, biological process: protein folding. The record is from RefSeq and is a predicted model, not a curated record. Bases 475 to 1473 code for a protein of 332 amino acids. Gene Ontology annotation, cellular component: endoplasmic reticulum membrane. Lineage: Eukaryota; Fungi; Ascomycota; Sordariomycetes; Xylariales; Hypoxylaceae. The transcript is spliced from 2 exons.